Molecule: messenger RNA, 432 nt
Organism: Peronospora belbahrii
Lineage: Eukaryota; Oomycota; Peronosporomycetes; Peronosporales; Peronosporaceae
Source: the annotation of a GenBank genome assembly
AUGUCUUCUGGUGUUGGUGUUGAUGACGAAGUCAUUACGCAAUUUAACGAUUUCAAGCUCAAACGUGCCCCACAUGACUAUCGCUACUUUAUCUACAAGAUUGUGGAUGAUUCGGAAAUUGUGAUUGAGUCUACAGGUCCCAGUAGUGAAUCAUAUCAGGAUAUGGCCGAUAAGCUGGCGCAGAUCACGACCGAGUGCCGAUACGCUCUUGUGGAUUUGGAUCUGACUACAAAGGAUGGCCGCCCUACCAGCAAGAUUGUUUUCCUUUCGUGGUCGCCAGAUACAGCUCGUAUCAAGUCAAAGAUGCUGUAUGCAUCCUCUAAGGAGGCGAUCAAGCGUGUUCUUAUGGGUGUGGGUAUCCAUCUAACGGCUACUGACGCUUCGGAGUUGUCGCUCGAGUCUAUUCAGGACGGUGUGGCCAAGUUCUUGUAG